AUGUCUGCUCGCGUUCCAGUGCCCGCCGCUCACCCUCGGGAGGAGCCUCCCGCGGCAGGAGCUGAGAGGGAGUCGCUGGCGGCCGCGGCGAGCCGGCAGGCCGAGCAGCUAGCCCCGCUCGAACGGGAGGGCAAGGAGGCGGCGAGGGAAGAGAGGGCCGCGACCGCCACCAUCGCGGGGGCGCGGGGUGAGCCGUCGCCGGCGCCGGUGCUGGGACACAGCGUGCCUCAGGCGGCGGUGCCUGUGAAGCCCCUGGCGCUGCACCUGGCGCACAAGGCGCGCGGGCCAGGGGGCCCCUUUGGCGGGGAGCCGCCGCGACCGCUGCCGCGGGACCCGCCGGCCGAGAACGCCCGGGAGGAGGAGGCAGCGGCCAGCUCUGAGGAAAAGCUGCAGCCGCCGCCGCCGCCGCCGAAGGAGAAUCCCUGGACCAGAAAGCCUCCUCAGCACCUGUCCCCCGCUGGGACGGGGCCUCUGCCGUUGCUCCCACUGGAAACCUUGGAGGCAGAGCUCAGUUCCCCCAAAAUUAUAAAAGCAGGAAAACUCAAGACAAAGAAAUCCAAUAAGGCUAGUGAUUUCAGCGAUAUGGCAAACUGGCCAACACCAAGUGAAUUAGUGAACACUGAAUGUCAGAGUGUCAUCAGUCAAGGAAAUAAGAAGCCACAAAAUAGAAAAGAAAGAGAAGACAAGGUUGAAAAGAGAAGUGUUAACAAUGAAAGCAAAGAAAACCGGGAAACAAAAUUAGAUGGUCCUGGUGAAAAUGUCAGUGAGGAUGAGGCUCAGUUAAGCAAUCAACGAAAAAGAGCUAAUAAGCACAGAUGGGUACCACUGCACUUAGAAGAUGUAAGACCAGAGAGUCAAGAAAGACCAGGGUCCCGGAAUAGCUCAAGAUGUCAACCUGAAGCAAAUAAAUCAUCACAUAACAAUAGGAGAAAUGACACACAAAGUUGGAGGCGUGAAAGAGAAAAGAGAGAUGAUCAAGAUGAAGUUUCCAGUGUGAGAAGUGAGGGUGGUAAUAUCCGAGGCUCCUUUAGAGGACGAGGCCGAGGACGAGGAAGAGGCCGGGGCAGAGGAAAUCCUCGAUUGAACUUUGAUUAUUCAUAUGGUUAUCGAGAACAUGAUGAAAGGACUGAUCAACCAUUUCAAACAGAGCUUAAUGCCAAUAUGAUGUAUUACUAUGAUGACGGUACAGGUGUGCAGGUGUAUCCUGUGGAAGAAGCAGUGCUCAAAGAGUAUAUUAAGCGCCAAAUUGAGUAUUACUUCAGUAUAGAAAAUUUGGAACGGGAUUUCUUUCUUAGGAGAAAGAUGGACGAGCAAGGUUUCUUGCCUAUUUCCCUGAUUGCUGGUUUCCACCGUGUUCAGGCUCUCACUACAAACCUUAAUCUCAUUUUGGAGGCACUGAAAGAUAGCACAGAAGUGGAAAUUGUGGAUGAGAAAAUGAGAAAAAAGAUAGAACCAGAAAAAUGGCCGAUUCCAGGCCCCCCUCCACGGAGUGUGCCACAAACAGACUUUUCUCAACUGAUUGAUUGCCCAGAAUUCGUACCAGGGCAAGCCUUUGGUUCACAUACAGAGUCUGCCCCAAAUUCUCCAAGAAUUGGAAGUCCACUGACCCUAAAGAAAAAUGCAGAAACAAGUAAUCUUCAAGGAAUGUCUAGAGGUUUAUCUACCAGUUUGCCCAACUUGGAUUCAGAACCUUGGAUAGAAGUAAAAAAGAGACAUCAUCCAUCCCCAGUGAAACUGAAGGAACCACCAUCUCUUCCUGAAGAGGCAUCAAAUCAACUAUGUCUUCCAGAUGAACAAGAACAAGAAGAACUUGAUUUUUUCUUUGAUGAAGAGAUGGAACAAAUAGAAGGUCAAAAAAACACAUUUACUGAUUGGUCUGAUAAUGAUUCGGAUUAUGAAAUUGAUGAUCAAGAUUUAAAUAAGAUUUUGAUUGUAACUCAGACACCUCCUUACAUGAGAAAACAUCCUGGAGGAGAUCGAACAGGCUACCACAUGUCUCAAGCAAAAAUUACAUCUGAACUUGCUAAAGUUAUCAACGAUGGUUUAUAUUAUUAUGAGCAGGAUCUGUGGAUGGAAGAAUAUGAAAACAAACACACAGCCAUAAAGCAAGAAGUUGAGAACUUUAAGAAGCUAAAUCUCAUUAGUAAAGAGCAGUUUGAAAACCUAACACCUGAGCUUCCUUUUGAGCCAAACCAAGAAGUUCCUGUAGCAGCUUCACAGUCCAGGCAAGAUUUGACUGAUGAAUUAGCUCAGAAGCUGUUUGAUGUUUCAGAAGAAUCUUCAGCAACAAUGGCCCGUUCAUUGCCCACAGCAGUUCCAGAAUCUCCCAGAAUUUACCCUGCAAGGACACCCAAGACACCGCGAACACCUCGAUUACAAGAUCCAAACAGAACACCAAGAUUUUAUCCUGUUAAAGAACCCAAAGCUAUUGAUGUAAAGAGUCCAAGAAAGAGAAAAACAAGACAUAGUACAAAUCCCCCUGUAGAGUGUCAUGUUGGGUGGGUAAUGGACUCCAGAGAUCACGGACCAAGAACAUCCUCUGUCAGCAGUUCAAAUGCUUCGCCUUCAGAAGGUACACCACUAAUAGGAAGUUAUGGAUGUACUCCUCAUUCAUUCCCAAAGUUCCAGCACCCUUCCCAUGAACUUUUGAAGGAAAACGGCUUUACCCAACAAGUGUACCACAAGUAUCGUAGAAGAUGCCUAAGUGAGAGAAAAUGUUUGGGAAUUGGCCAGUCCCAAGAAAUGAAUACCCUCUUUCGUUUCUGGUCCUUCUUCCUCAGAGAUCACUUCAAUAAAAAAAUGUAUGAGGAAUUUAGACAACUUGCUUGGGAAGAUGCAAAAGAAAAUUACAGGUAUGGAUUAGAAUGUCUGUUCAGGUUUUAUAGUUAUGGACUGGAAAAAAAAUUCAGACAAGAAAUUUUUAAGGAUUUCCAAGAAGAAACCAAGAAAGACUACGAAUCUGGUCAGCUGUAUGGAUUAGAAAAGUUUUGGGCUUAUCUAAAAUAUUCUCAAUCUAAAACACAAUCUAUUGACCCCAAACUUCAGGAAUACCUCUGUAGCUUUAAGAAGCUGGAAGACUUCCGUGUUGAUCCCCCUAUUGGUGAGGAGUUUGGAAGAAAAAGACAUUCAUCUACUUCUGGUGAGGAGAGUAAUCGUCAUAGACUUCCAUCUAAUUCCUCUACAAAGCCACCAAGUGUUGCUAAGCCUACACCUGCUAAUCAGCUUCAGGUUCCAAUAAAUUCUCCCAGAAGGAACACUUCACAGGAGUCCAGUGACAGUUCACACCAGAACAAUGCUGCCUCAGUCCCAACAAAUGGUGAACUGCCUGAGAAAUAG
This is a messenger RNA of Budorcas taxicolor (takin), 3336 nucleotides long. RefSeq names its product La ribonucleoprotein 1B (gene LARP1B). The coding region runs from base 1 to 3336 and encodes 1111 amino acids. The record is from RefSeq and is a predicted model, not a curated record. Gene Ontology annotation, molecular function: RNA cap binding. The transcript is spliced from 19 exons. Gene Ontology annotation, cellular component: cytosol; cytoplasmic stress granule. NCBI's taxonomy places the organism in Eukaryota, Metazoa, Chordata, Mammalia, Artiodactyla, Bovidae. Gene Ontology annotation, biological process: positive regulation of translation; mRNA stabilization.